CCAACAGAGGACAACCACACAAAAACAUCACAACUCUAGAUCUAAAAUCUAAGGGAGAGGUAGCCAAACUGAUUACUGGUCAUUGUAGUGGUUAUGGCAAAACUACUUGGUUUGCUCUUGAUCAUUGCUUCUGUUCUUGUUGUGACGGCUCAAGAUUGUACCGUCGAUCUACAAGGGCUAAUCCGAGAGUGCAAACAAUAUGUGAUGUUUCCGGCAAACCCAAAGAUAACUCCUUCAGAUGCAUGUUGUAGUGUUGUCCACAAGGUUGAUGGACCAUGCAUAUGCUCCAAGGUCACAAAGGAGAUCGAGAAGGUGGUAUGCAUGGAUAAGGUCGUGUAUGUUGCUGAUUACUGCAAGAACCCACUCAAACCAGGCUCCGUUUGUGGCAGUUACCAUGUCCCAUCUCUAGGCUGAUAGAUGGAUGCUAUGUAUCUAGUAAUCAAAGGAGAAAUGAUGUUUAGUUCCUAGGUCUUUACCUUGACCGGAUUCCGAUUUUCGAUCUGCGAUGUGAGGUUAAGUUCAUGUUGAGAAAUUCAUAGGGAAUGUGGACAGUAGCUGGGUGGAAGAUCCAUCAAUGUAUGAGUAUAUCAAUAAAUAUUUCUCCUCAAAUUAUAUGCA
Hordeum vulgare subsp. vulgare (domesticated barley) is the source of this 618-nucleotide messenger RNA. RefSeq lists its product as uncharacterized. Bases 94 to 414 code for a protein of 106 amino acids. NCBI's taxonomy places the organism in Eukaryota, Viridiplantae, Streptophyta, Magnoliopsida, Poales, Poaceae. The record is from RefSeq and is a predicted model, not a curated record. The transcript is spliced from 2 exons.